AUGCUGAUCACAAAGAUUGACGGCGUGCAAGAUAGCAGCUAUUUAAGAGAGCUAAAUCGUUCGUCUAUUUCUUCUGGUGGAGUAAACAACUUGUCAAUUGGUUGCAACACUUUACUUACCGGGACAGGAGAACAGGCUGAGCAAAUCAAUGGAGAGAAAGAUGUCGAUGAUCAAGAACAGGUGCUUGACCUAAACCAGACGCUGACAGCAACAGCUGUUUUGCAACCACAAAACACUGUCUGCUAUGAUGAUCUGGGCUGCAUCACGCGUUUUUCAUUUGCCGACCCGUUUCUCUGGCCGAUAAAUUUAUUGCCUGAAGCAAGAGAAAAGAUCAAUACUCAUUUCGUACUCUACACCAGAGAAAUGCCGAAUCCACAGCCUCUCGUUCGAAUAUCAGCUGAUGACCCAAAUGGUAUUUCUGCAACGACGUUUAAAGCGACUCGGCCCACAAAAUUCUUAGUCCAUGGCUGGAAAAAUACUGGCUAUGACGACCUCAUCCAGGAAUUUAAACAAAGCCUGUUGAAAAAAGGCGAUUUCAAUGUUAUUGGAGUCCACUGGGAUGGAGGUUCCGCCGGUUCUUAUUUCCAAGCGCACGCCAAUACUCGUCUAGUUGGUCUGGAAAUUGCUCUACUUGUCAACAAGAUGGUGGAGAAACUCAGUGUAAAGGCAACCGACGUUCAUUUAAUUGGCCAUAGUCUAGGUGCACAUGUUUCAGGCUAUGCCGGAGAAAAGAUUCCUAAUUUGGGACAAAUCACAGGGCUGGAUUCUGCCGGACCAUAUUUCCAGGGAAUGCCCUCGUUUGCUCGUCUAGAUUACACAGACGCUCAAUUUGUUGACGCCGUGCACAGCGACGGUGGUUUCAUAGGUAUGAACGAACCUGUGGGUCAUGUAGAUUUCUAUCCUAACGGUGGUCAAAACCAGCCCGGUUGCCUAUCUUCCGAGUGGUCAGACUUUUGUCAUCCACUUGCAGUCUUAUCAGAGAUCACUGCGUGCGAUCAUUUGCGUGCAGUUUAUUACUACAGCUCAUCUCUAAUGGAUACCUGUCAAACUGUUGGAUACGAAUGCUCUGAUUAUCACACCUACAAAAGCGGCAAGUGCACAUCAUGUGGAUCAGACAAUACCAGGUGUGCUCCAUUUGGACUUGAUGCAAUUAGGUAUCCAUCGCGAGCCCGGGUUCAUGUUAAACUUUAUUUUAACACUGGCAAAAAGUUUCCUUAUUGCGAAUUCCAGUACGUCGUUUCCCUUAAAUUGGCUAAACCUGGUGUUGCCAAACCGACGACCAACGGUUUAAUCCGAUUGUCUUUAAUCGGAGAAACAGACUACCACCCAGAUUUUUUGCUGCUGGUCACGGUUUUGGAGCAUGGGAAAGAUCACCAGUUUCUUGUGAGUUCCUCAUCUAGUCUAGGUCCAAUCAAAAGGGUCGUUCUUCAUUGGAAAUACAUCCAUUCAGAUUUGCUAGAUCCUAGUUGCUAUUUAGGGAUGUGCAAUAAAAGACUGUACGUCAACAGCAUCACCGUAUCCUUGCUCAACAGUUAUCCUGAAGCGAACAAAAUGGCCAACACUUUUGUGAAUUGUCCACGUAAUCCACCCGGAGCCAUCUCUAGUUUUCAUAGCAUGGUAUUCAGUACUAAAAACAGUUGCUCUUCAACUUUUCAGCUUCUAAACGUCAUCUGGAGUGCUAAGCCUGGGAUUUUUAGUAACCAUAGAAGUUUCACGGCGAGUUAAAUUAAAUAAUAACAAAUUUAAACAUCUUACCUUCAAGCUGAAAAAGCGUUACUGAAGCGCAAUGAGGAAGAAUUUUUGUGGGCUAAAAAUUCAAAAUAAAAGCGUUGGCUUUCAUCCGGAAUUUAAAGAAAUUCUUUUCAGUACAUUUUGCCUCCCAGCGGUUAAACUAACCCCAUGAUGUUUUUUACAGCAAGAAAAAGUUAUUAUUCUAUUUUAGUUGUGAAAAAAAAAUGUUUGAUUCACUUAGAAAAGUUUUUUACCUACAAUACUUCAGCCUUUCCAUGCCCGAAAUAGAUCCUGCAAAAUAAAUGGAAGCCAAUUGGCACUGCAUUGAUGACAAGCUCCAUGACCAUCCUCCGCAACAUCCUCAACGGUAGACAAAAUUAGGUUGUACGAUGGAGAAUCAAAUUCUA
This is a messenger RNA of Daphnia carinata, 2138 nucleotides long. RefSeq names its product pancreatic triacylglycerol lipase-like. The coding region runs from base 1 to 1725 and encodes 574 amino acids. The transcript is spliced from 11 exons. Gene Ontology annotation, molecular function: lipase activity; protein binding. Gene Ontology annotation, biological process: lipid metabolic process. Lineage: Eukaryota; Metazoa; Arthropoda; Branchiopoda; Diplostraca; Daphniidae. The record is from RefSeq and is a predicted model, not a curated record.